GCAGUGUAUUCAUCACUCUAUCUAUUAGCCUUGCUAAAUUCUUUGUAUCCUUGAACUAUUUUAGUUUUUGUUUAUUAGAGAUACUUGAUUCUUGUACCUAUGUGUUCAUUACACUUAAAAAUUAUUAUAAUUACCAUUCAUAAUAUAAAAGAAAACUAUAAUCUUUUGAAAGUUUUAUGAUUCUGGACUAAAGUCAAGAUUUUGUAGACAGCAUAAGUGGCCUCUGCGAAGAAUAAUUAGGCGUAGAAACCAAUAACAAGUGUUAGAAGUUAAGCCAAAAUAAUGACACAGUUCAAUAGACGAGAUGUAACAUACAGCGCGCUCAACAACGAAUUAACUCCUCCGUUGGGAAGAUCUGUGCAAGAUGCAAAUGCAACUCCUACUAUGAUCACUCUGGACCACGAACAUGAUGAUACCACCAAUGUUAUCAUUCACAAAGUUCCAAAAACUAAAGGUGGUUGGACACAUAUUGAAGACCUUGAUUCAUUCUUUACUAGAAUGUACAAAUAUUAUGUUCAGGGUGGUUUCUAUCCCAUGAUUAUGUCCGAUCUAUUUUAUCUACUACAAUUUAUAUUUAUUGUAUGGUUCUCAACUUUUUUAGUCCAUUGUGUAGAUUAUCCGAGGUUGUUCAGAAAUGAUGCAAAUGCAAAUCGAAGUGAGAAACUAUCCCUUAGUGAUGUAAUUUACCCAACAUCAGAAUGUGUAAAUAGGAUAUCAUGGAAAUGGUGGUGUGUAAUCACAUUAUGUACAAUUAUUUGGUUCAUGCGAUUGUUUUUAUCAAUAUACCAUUUAUAUCAUGCAUAUGAUACAAAAUUAUUUUAUCAUAGCGCCUUAAAAUUAAAUGAGAAUGACUUAGCAUGGAUAAAUUGGUCGACAGUUCAAGAUAGAGUAAGGGAAGCACAACCAGAACAUCAAAUGUGUGUUCAUAAACGAGAAAUCAACGAAUUAGAUAUAUAUCAUAGAAUACUCAGGUUUGAUAAUUAUAUGGUUGCAAUGGUUAAUAAGAAUCUACUACCUCUGCAAAUUCAUGUGCCUUUUUGUGGUGAUUUUCAUUAUUUAUCCAGAGGUUUGAAAUGGAAUUUGGAGUUUCUUCUGUUCUCUAGUCCAUGGAGUCCUUGGGAGAAUUGCUGGCAGCUUCGUGAAUGUUAUAAAGAUCAUUCCAAACGAAUGAUACUAGCCAGACAACUUGAUAGACAGAUCUUGGUUUUGGCGUUUGUUAACUUCUUGCUAGCACCUCUUAUUCAGGGCUGGCAGAUACUAUACUUCUUCUUCAACUAUGCGGAGUUGAUAAAGCGUUCUCCCGCAUCACUCGGACUGCGUACGUGGUCGUUGUACGCUCGCGUUACUUUGCGUCAUUUCAACGAAUUGGAACAUGAACUGCGGGAUAGACUCAAUAGAGCGCAUAAGCCCGCUACUAAGUACCUAGCAAGUUUCUCAUCUCCUAUCACUACUGUUGUUGCCAAAAACAUCGUGUUUCUAUCUGCAAGUGUUCUUGGAGUGUUGGUGGUGCUUUCAGUGUAUGACGAAGAUGUCUUAACUGUGGAACAUGUACUUACUAUAAUCACAAUAUUGGGAUGCGUGCUAGCCGGAGCCAGAGCUUUGAUAGGAGAAGAGGAGCGUUUAGGUGGGGGAUGUACUGGACCUGCUCGUGGCGAGGAAUUGUUCGUGCAAGUGUUGGGACAUGUGCACUAUUUGCCUGCAGCAUGGCGCGGCCGAGCACACACUAAAGACGUAGCAGCACAUUUCCAACAGCUCUUCCAAUUCAGAGCCGUGUACAUUUUGUUCGAACUACUGAGUCCUCUCCUGUCUCCGUUCGUGUUACUCUCGCUUAGAUCUCGUGCUCUUGAUAUCGUUGACUUCUAUAGAAAUUUCACUGUCAGUGUGCUGGGAAUCGGUGACGUGUGUUCCUUCGCUCAGCUUGACAUCAGACGUCACGGUCAUCCGGAUUGGCAGGCAGCUGGUAAAUACGGUGAUAAGCUAACUACUGGCAAUGCUCAAUAUAAUCAAGGCGAGGGUGGUAAAACUGAGCUUUCCUUGGUCGCAUUCUCCUGCCGUCACCCCGGCUGGCAGCCGAGCGAGCCUGCACAGCGCCAGUUCCUGCGCUCUCUGAGACAAAGCAUGCACCACGCUAUACCAACCAAUAAUGCUUUGAACAAAACAAUGCUUGGCUCAUAUAUCCAGCAGAGUAUUUUCGGUACUAACACUCCGCUGCCUGCCGUAUUGUCCUAUUACCAGCAACAAAAACCGCCCUACAGGUUACCUGACAUGGAUGAGACUAGUGAUGAAGAUGAGUGUACAUCAGCAUCGGUGUCUAGGAAUGUAGGAUCUGGUAUGUCCGCGAUGGGUAACCCUGACUCCGGAGUAUCAAUCCCGGGACCCAUGAGCCGGUUUGACCCAAACACCGCACUACUCGCCUCCCCCGAUGAAGCCAGAGAUAUGUCAGUCAGCACGCUGCAUCUGUACGACUUGCAUUUGUCACAGGCCGGCCAAAGUGUAUCAGCGUGUUGUACAAAGAACUGCAGUGAACGUAAUCGUAGCGAAUCCCGUUGGGCGUCCGGUGAAGAGACCCCAUUACUCCAUCGUCCUUAACAACGACACCACAAAGCCGACCCCGAAGCCCAGCCCGUUUGGAUUUAAACACAUGUAAAACCUCAUCUUAUCUACAACGUCAAUUAAUCUAUCAAGUUUACAUCAUAUUUUACAAUCAAAAAAUCUAUUCAAGAUUCAAUUUUGUCAUAAAUUUUAUAGACCAAUAAGGAUAUGUGAAUCGGUGGGCAUAAGUCAAACUAAAUUAUGACAGCUCACUAGCGCCACCCCUGUCAUCAACCUCUUUGUACUGUAGCUGUCAAGUCAUUUUGUUCUAUAAUGUCAUUUAAUAUGUCUAAGUAAUUUUUACAUAUUCAGACAGAACUAACCGCGAUAGCAGCGCCCCACAUCGGUUCAGAUAUCCUUGUUUGACUAUACAUCACAAAAUCAUGACCAACCUGUCUUCCCUUAAACUCCAUUCGCUUUUUUGACUCUGAAAUUAAUGAAAUAGAUAUUAUAUUUUUAUAGUUUUCAAUUUCUUGUCUAAAAUUAUGACGCACGAAAUAUUUUUCACACACAAUGAGUGAAGUUAGGCUUGAAUGUGGUAAGCAAAGGUUUAAAUACAUAAAUGUUCUUUAUUAAUAAUAAUGGAUACUAAUAAUAACAAAGAAUACGGACAUGUAUGGAGUAUCCAUAUUGAAAUUUUAGUUUUUAAUUUUUUUGACGUUUUAUUAGUUAAGUUCUCCUUUUCCCUCCACAUUCUGACACGAUCUGACAAAUGACCAUAAUGUAAGUAUUUUGACAUCUGCUUAAAGUUUGAUUCGGUGAUUUUGGCCUUUUUUCCCUACUAUUUUGAUUUUAUUCUUUGUCUUGAAACUGGUUGUAAGUUUACAUAAAUAAAACAUUGUAAUUUAGUAAUGAAAUCAUCUGUGAUACAAUUUUACCUUUUUUUUUUAAACUACAAUGUAUAUACAGUGGAACCUGGAUAAGCGAGAGUCUAAGUGACUGUGAUAUUUUUCUCUUUUAAAGGCUUUUCUUUAACCCGAGUUUCUCGCGUAUGGAGGUCGUACGUCGGGAUUGGACAACGACUUUCGCUUAUACAGUUUCGACUUUAAAUCGUUAUCAUUUAUAUUUAAUCGGAAUUAUUUAUACAUAUGCAAGACUGUCCAUUAUUGUCCUGUCCAUUACCAUUUAUGUAUUUAAAUCUUUGAUACAGACCAUAGACGAUGCAUAUAUCGUUUUGAAAAACAUAAAACGUUUUAUCUUUGGUUUCUGAGGCUAAAAUUACAAUGUAUAACUUAUCGUCAUCCCUGUCAUUGUCUUUGACUUAACAGAGACUAGAAUAUGUUUUUUAAGGAUAUUUUGGUCUCAGAAACGAUGAGAGCGCCAUUUCUGUCCAAAACACUGUCGUGUUCAUUUUGGUAGUAUGUGUCGAUAUUUAGUAUAGUAUGUUUAAAAAUAUCUUUUCGAAAUCUAACUGUGAUUUCUGACGAUUCAUAGUUUCGUGUUAUAUUUGACAAAUAAGUGACCUCGCGUCUUCGUUCUUUGAUGUUAUUGUAAGAUUGAUUGGUGUUCUAAAUUCAAGAUCUGCCAAAAUAAACGAUACAUAUCUUACGUUUUUAAAACAACGUGAUAGGAAGGCAUCGGCUAAUAUUAAGGGUCGGCUGUACCUCGGGUUUUUAGGUUUUUAUUAUAAUUUUAAAAGGAAAACAAAAACAGUGAGAAUCUUAGAUGAUGUAGUUCGAAGAAAAUCAAAACAGCUUUAGUACAAGUAAUUUGGUUCAUUGUGAGUUUUCACUGUCGUAAGACUUGUAUAAGUCAUGUUUUACAACAGUGGAAUUUCACCUUAAAGGUCAACAAAAACGGUGCUUAAUAUCUUAUGGAUAUAAUAUGUGUGCAAGCUAAUAGUAUUAAAAAAUGUUAUAAAUACAAAUUUUUUGAAAACCAUUUUU
This is a messenger RNA of Papilio xuthus (Asian swallowtail), 4478 nucleotides long. It is a transcript of the gene Atg9, whose product is annotated as autophagy-related protein 9. Bases 283 to 2589 code for a protein of 768 amino acids. Gene Ontology annotation, biological process: reticulophagy; piecemeal microautophagy of the nucleus; protein localization to phagophore assembly site. Lineage: Eukaryota; Metazoa; Arthropoda; Insecta; Lepidoptera; Papilionidae. The transcript is spliced from 15 exons. Gene Ontology annotation, cellular component: autophagosome; phagophore assembly site. The record is from RefSeq and is a predicted model, not a curated record.